CUUGUGCCACUCGCAGGAUGGCGAUUUCGCGCCGAAUCGCCCGGCGCUUCUCCUCCGCGGCCGUUAGCUGCCCGCCGUUUGGUUCGGUCCAGGCGACGUACACCCUAACGAACGGUCACCCACUGCACUACACGAAGCAUGGGCCCGCCGACGCCGAGACAACGUUCGUCCUCCUCCACGGCGCCCCAGGGUCGCACAAGGACUUUCGGCAUCUGGCGCCGCUUCUUGUUCGCGAGCGCAUCAACGUCAUCGCGCUGGAUCUCCCUGGCAACGGUCUCACGCCUGCUGCCGCCGCGGGGGGCCUCGCAGGCUUGAGCGCCGCGUCGAUUGCUGACGCCGUCGUCGAGGCCAUCGACGGCCUUUCUCUGCAGCGAACGUUUGUGCUGGGGCACUCGUUCGGCAGGCACACGGCGCUGGAAGCAGCUGCGCGCGUCAAGCGCGUCCACGGUCUCGCACUGCUGAACGCUGCCGGUCUCCGCCCGCACCAAACCAUUCGGCCGUUUGGUGUCAUGGCGGCGGGCGCGGGCGUCUUGUCCCGACCCGGCCUUCUGCGCAAUCUCGUCGUCAAGCUCAACCACUGGACGUACCUCCACGUGUACAAGUUUCCGCGCAGCACCAACGUUGACGACCUCACGUUUGGCUUUCAGCGGUUCGGGUCCACGGACUUUGAGCGGGUCGCUGGCUUUGCGAAAGCGACGGCGCAGCGCGGCGUCCCAACGUUUACCGCGAUUGCCCGAGACGACCACCUCGUGGAGCAAGCGAUUGGAGACGAGCUCAAGGACGUACUCUAGUCGGGCGUGCACAAGGAGUACGGGGCGUGCACAAGGAGUACGCGGCGGGCGGCCAUGCCGAUCUCGCGCAAGCGCUGGUGUCAUGGGCCAUCUCCAGCGCGUAAGGUAGUCUACAUAGCGACAAUAGAAUGGGACUCGGAAUCACAAUGCAAUAGACAAUUUUAUCAUCGCAGAA
Molecule: messenger RNA, 966 nt
Organism: Saprolegnia diclina VS20
Lineage: Eukaryota; Oomycota; Saprolegniomycetes; Saprolegniales; Saprolegniaceae
Exons: 1
Coding region: 18-791 (257 amino acids)
Source: RefSeq, a predicted model, not a curated record